AAAAAUCAUACAUUUCGGGUGAACUAUUCUAGUAACAUUUUAGUAUUUUUUUACGCAGAAACAAAACAGCCUUAAAUUGACCAGUGUCUGAUGAAACAAAUCUUACAUGAUUUUUUUAUAUCUAGUGCUUUUAGUACAACAACUAAACAUUAGGUCUGACAUAGAUUUUUGCUUCAGGACCCAGAUUUUAAUAGCAGAUAUCAAGUGGGCGCCCAAAACAGUCCUAAAAUAGUUCAUUUUUAUUAUUUGGUGCUUUUAGUACAACAACUAAAAAAGUAGGCGCAAUGACUCCCCUGAGCAUUUUAAGUGCAGAAUUUGCUUCUUACAACUUGUUCUCAAUGCACUUUUUCUAAUGAUUCUUGGGAGAUGUCCUACAAUAUUAAUUCCUUCAUAAAGCUCUCACUAGCCUGUAUCACACUCUGCAUAUCCCCAAACAUUCAUUUCAUUCUUCUAAAGAAAUGCAUUCUUAGUAGACACACCUUCUGUAGCUGUAGUAUGAAGCAUUUAAUCCCAGCGCGUAAACUCGUGUCAAACACAUUUCUAUACUCUGAUGUGUCACUGACCGUGGUGACGAGAGCGUGUCCCGUAAUGAAUCCAGCCAUCAUUCAUGACAAGCAUAAAUCAGCUCUCAAUGCAACAUAAUCCUUUUCCCCUCACACAGCCUUGGGGCUUUUCUUCCUUCUCUCACACACUCGGGAGCUCAGGUGUGUCUUUACAAGCUUCAGCUUUCAGAGUUAUUACAGCACAGUCCAUUGCUGGCAGCUACAGGUACGCGCUCACAAGCCCGGGACCACAACACACUGAGAUCAUCAGCAGAAGACGCCGUCUAAUCACCUGCAAACUCUGGAAGUGAUGAGUAUUGGACUAUGAUGAAUCAUUUUUGGUAGAAGCCGAAGCUGUUCAGUCAAGUCUAGUCCUACCACAUGCUAUUCGUCUUCAUCUGCAAAGGUCCAGCAAUGCUGAUCCAGUUAAAGACAUCGGCGUUCCUGCUCCUCUUGAUAGCUGCUCCAGUCCGCCUCCAGGACGAAUGUGUGGGGAAUUCAUGUUAUCCUAACCUCGGUGACCUCAUGGUGGGCCGCGCCGCCCAGCUCAAGGCUUCUUCAACCUGUGGACUCUACAGAGCACAAAAAUAUUGCAUCCUGGGAUACCUAGAGAAUGAGCACAAGUGCUUCAUCUGUGACUCCAGGAGCCCCUACAGUCUCCACCACAAUCCCAAAAGCCACCGCAUAGAAAACAUCAUCACCACGUUCCAACCUGAACGCAAGAUGAGCUGGUGGCAGUCCGAGAACGGUGUCCAUGAGGUCAGCAUUCAGUUGGAUCUGGAAUCAAUGUUUCAGUUUAGUCAUCUGAUAUUGACGUUCAAGAGUUUUCGGCCUGCUGCCAUGUUGGUUGAGAGGUCGAAAGACUUCGGGAGAACCUGGAAGGUUUUCCGUUACUUUGCGGAGGACUGUGCUAACUCUUUCCCCGGUGUCUCUGAGGGGCCAGCAGACAGUAUUGAUGACCUUAUCUGUGAUACUCGCUACUCUGGGGCAGAGCCGUCCACCGAUGGAGAGGUGGUGUUGAAAGCCUUGGAUCCCAAUUUUGACAUCCAUGAUCCUUACGACCCUACUAUACAAGAUCUGAUCACCCUGACAAACCUGCGAGUAAACUUUACCCGCUUGAUCACCCUGGGCGACACGUUCCUGAUGCGACGGAAGAGGAACCCACAGGAUAAGUACUAUUAUGCCCUCUAUGAGAUGGUGGUUCGGGGGAGCUGCUUCUGCAAUGGCCACGCCAGUCAGUGCAUUCCCGUGGAUGGCGCACGUGGAGAUACCUUUAAUGAGCCUGGCAUGGUACAUGCUAAAUGUGUUUGCCAACACAACACUGCAGGGUUCAACUGUGAGCGCUGUCAAGACUUCUACCAUGACGCCCCCUGGAGGCCAGGUGGAAAAACAGACUCGGAUGUUUGCAGAAGGUGUUACUGCCAUGGUCAUUCAGAGAAGUGUCACUUUGACUUAGCACGCUAUCUGGCCACUGGUGGGGUUAGUGGUGGUGUGUGUGAUGACUGCAGGAACAACCGUGCUGGACCCCAGUGUGAUCUGUGUGGGCCGUAUUACUACCAGGACCCUCAACGCUCUACGCACGACCCCAAUGCCUGUAUACCUUGUGAAUGUAAUCCUGAUGGCUCAAUGGAGGGUGGUCUGUGUGAUCCAGUGACUGGCCAGUGUGUGUGUAAACAGAAUGUUGAAGGAGAGCGCUGUGACCGCUGCAAGUCUGGGUUCUAUGGGUUCAGCAGGGUUGACCCUAGUGGCUGUCAGUUGUGUAGGUGUAAUUUCAUGGGAACUAUACGUACUGGCAACCCUUGUGAUCAAACUACUGGAACAUGCAUCUGCGAGCCAUUUGCUUUCGGCCCACAGUGCGACCAGUGUCUGCCAGGUUACUGGGGUCUGGGAAACACAGUCUAUGGCUGCUUACCCUGUGACUGUGACAUUGGAGGGGCAUUGAGAACCGAAUGUUCCCCAGUGGAUGGCCAGUGUGAAUGCAGGCCUAACAUGGUAGGCCCCAAAUGUAGUGAGCCGGCCCCUGGAUAUUUCCUGGCCCCUCUUGAUUUCUAUAUCUAUGAGGCUGAACAUGCAGCACCUCUGUUGUCAAUUUCUCCAUUUAUACAAGCCCCUACAUUGGUCUAUCCCCCGGAAAAGAUAACUGUCCGACCAACCAAGCUUCCUCUCUGCUCCUCUACCCCAAAACCCUUCCCAAGACCUUAUAAAGCAACUGAUCCCCCAACUGUGAAGCCGUCUCCGACCCCAUACCCCUAUUUCACACUACCCAUCUGUGAGCAAUACUACAGACAAAGAGGUUAUGACUUCAAGAUCAGUAAUGGCAGGGUUGUGGUGUUCAAGCGUGAGAAGCAGCGAACUCGAAGACAAGGCCAGAGGACAAUCCCCUUUGAACCAGGCUCACCUCUUCAGAUCAUCCUGCGACAGCGCACCCCAGAUCGGCCCAUCACUUGGACUGGACCAGGUUUUGUUCGAGUUCAGGAUGGGGUUGGACUAAGAUUUAAUGUCAGAAAUAUACCAGCUACUCUUGACUACUAUGUAGUUGUCCGCUAUGAACCAGAGUCCACUGACGAUUGGACAGCUAUUGUGAACGUUGUAUCUUUUGGAUCAGGGGAUAGAAGUUGUCUCAACGACCCAUCUGAUAAAAUGUUUACACUUCCAGCCUCUGGAAGGACAGCCACACUGGAUCUUCCAAUAUGCCUUAGUGAUGGUAAUAAAUACCAUGUGGACAUUACUUUUAGAAAGAAGCCCAGUGCCGACCCUCAGAUCAUCUCAUUCAUUCUGAUUGACUCUAUGGGCCUCAUUCCCAAAGUGGACUCACUCCCAAACCUCUGCACGCAGUCAUAUCUAGCUCAGUUUCAGCAAUACCGCUGUAUUGAGUUGGACGCAGAGGCAGGACAGCACACCCUUUCUGAAGAAUGUGAGAAGCUUAUUGGAAGUAUGUCAGCUUUCAUUCACAAUGGUGCAGUGUCUUGCAACUGUCAUCAUGUUGGAGCGUAUGCCUCAUCUUGCAGUAAAUUUGGAGGACAGUGUCAGUGCAAACCCAAUGUUAUUGGUCGUUGCUGUGAUUCCUGUACUCCUCUGACAUAUGGGCUUGGGCCAGAUGGCUGCUCACCAUGUGACUGUGAUCCGUCUGGCUCUACCGCUGAGCUUUGUGACCAGAAAACUGGUCAAUGCUCGUGUCGAGAAGGAGUAACUGCUCGUCGAUGUGAUAAAUGUUACCCUGGUUACUACGGUUUUCCCCUGUGCAGAAGAUGCAAAUGCAACGGGUUGGCUGACAUCUGUGACCUGGUCACUGGAGACUGUCUGGACUGCAGGGAACACUCCACUGGACCCCACUGUGAAAGGUGUAAGGAUGGUUAUGUUGGUGACCCUGUUUCUGGGCAUCCUUGUGAACCAUGUUUAUGUCCAGAUUUGAACGGAAGUGGGCGCUUCUUUGCCAUUUCCUGCAACAAAGAUCCAUACUCUGGAGCUCCAUACUGUGAAUGUCUGCCUGGACAUACAGGCCUAAACUGUGACUCCUGCGCUCAUGGUUACUAUGGUGAUCUGAGGUUUCCAGGCAGCCGAUGUGAGGAGUGUUGUUGCAACAAUAACAUUGAUCCUCGCGACGGUGAAGCAUGCGAUGCUGUAACUGGCGAAUGUUUGCGGUGCUUACAUAACACAGAGGGGCCGCGCUGUCAGAGUUGCAAACGUGGAUACUAUGGCAAUGCACUCGCUCAAGACUGCAAAGAGUGUUCUUGUGACUGGAGGGGCACAGACGACACCAAGUGUCCAGCUGGAAGCCCCUGUUUCUGUGACCAGGAAACUGGCCAGUGCCCAUGUCGCACAAGUGUCAAGGGAACCCAAUGUAAUGAGUGUAAGGAUGGAUACUGGAACCUGGAUGGGGAGUCUGGUUGUCAGCCAUGUAAUUGUGACCCAGAACAUGCUCUCAACUAUAUCUGUGACCAGAUCACAGGCCAGUGUUUGUGCCAGCCAGAAUAUGGGGGCAGAAAAUGUGAUGAGUGUGGGCCGAAUCACUUUGGAAACCCAUAUAUACAGUGCAUGUCUUGUGACUGUAACAUGGAGGGGACCAUUUAUCCAUUUUGUGACCCUUACACGGGCGAGUGUUUGUGUAAGCCAGGAGUGAUUGGCCUUUUCUGUGACGAAUGCGCUCCAGGUCAUGACACAAACUUUCCUGCCUGUGAACCCUGCCAUGCCUGCUACCACCUCUUGGAGAAAACGGUCUCAGAUGUUAGACUAGAUAUUGAGAGGAUAGAAACUAUAAAGCCAUGUCCUGAAGACAAUAGGACUACAUCUGAACUACAAUACUUAUGGAAUCUGUUGAAGAAGCUGCAGAGUCUGGCUAACAUGACCACCAAGGAUGAGCUAGAAAAACUAGAGGAACUCUUGGCACGCAUUAGGAAUGAAACAGAGACCAUUGACCCACACAUAAUCAUUAUUGAUCCAACCAUACUGCUCAACACUGACAUCGACAAUAUCCGACUUGACUUCAACAUACUCUUGAAGAAUCUCAGGGAGAAGGCAAAAGAGAUUCCAGCGACAGAUGUAAAAGCUAUUAAUGAUAUUUUAAAUAAGAUCAAAAAGCUCUAUGAAGUAUUCACUGACAGUGAGAAAAAAGUGCAAGCAGCUAAAAAGGCCCUGGAAGCCUCCAGGAAUACGAGAAAGAAUGCUACAUUGGAACUUGCUAAGUGUCCCAUAGGAGAAAUGGAUAAGCUGGAGAGGAAAGUGAAAGCUCUGAGUGUUGCCAGCCUCAACGAGAAGGUCUGUGGGGCUCCAGGCGAUGCAGAAUGUGACAAGGCAAAAUGUGGUGGAGCUUCAUGUGAGAUUUGCGGGGGUCCUGCCUGUACAGGGAGUUUACCCCUCAGCCUCAAUACCUCCAAACUGGCAGAGAUGACAGAGAAGAACAUUACUGAUCUGCGCCGUAAACUCAAGGAAGCUGAUAGACAGCUCAUGGACACCUCAAACAUGACUGAUUACAUCAAAGAUCAAGCUGAGGACCUGAUGGAUAAAAUUAAUCAGACUAAGAACAAAUAUGAAAAGGAAAAGAUUGACACCAAGAACCUCAUUGAGAAGCUCAAGAACUACCUGAGAGAUGAGCUGGUGAAACCAGAGGACAUUGAGAAACUGGCCAAUGCUGUGUUGUCCAUUCAGCUGCCCAAAUCCCCUGAUGAGAUCAAGGACAUGAUAGAGGACAUCAAGAGGAUCCUGGCAAACAUCACACACUUCGACGAUGAUCUAGAGCACUUGGAAAAACAAGCCAGAAUUGCUGAAGACAUGAAGGAGAGGGCCCAAGAAAUCUUGAACAGAACCAAGGCUAUCAAUGUGGGGGAGAUAGAGAAAGCACUCAACGAUACAGCAAAGGUCAAUGACAAGAUAUUCAAGGAUCUGAAUAAGGCUAAAGAAAACAAUGACAUUAUCAGGGAGAAAGUUAAUGAGACUGAACCUAAACUAAAAAAUAUUGAGGAUAAUUUGGAUUCAACUCGUGCCAAAAAGUUACUGGAUGAAAUCAAGGCCUUGGAGAAUAAGACGGAGAUGAACAGAGCUCAGGGGAAGGAGGCCAAAGAUGCUGCCAAUGCAGUGCUUGACAUUGCCAAAGACACCGAAAAGGAUCUUGAGGAAUUGAAAGAGCAGUUUGAAAAGUUAAAACUGAAUAGCACAACCCAGAAUGUUAAUGAAGAGGCUAAUGAACGUCUGAAGAACAUCACAAUAGAGGCAGAAACACUGGCUAAAAAUGUGGAAGAUAAAAUGAAGGAAAUUGAAGAAUUGGAGAAAAAGAUUCUGGAUGCAGCUAAAAGGAAAGAGGAAACAAUAAAAGAUUUGGAGGCACUCCAGAAGGAAGCAGAUGACUUGAGGAACUUUAUUGUUGAAGUGGAUAAAUACAAUCUGUGCUCCACUUAA
This is a messenger RNA of Carassius auratus (goldfish), 6434 nucleotides long. Its product is annotated as laminin subunit beta-4-like. Gene Ontology annotation, biological process: animal organ morphogenesis; tissue development. The record is from RefSeq and is a predicted model, not a curated record. Lineage: Eukaryota; Metazoa; Chordata; Actinopteri; Cypriniformes; Cyprinidae.